AUGUACCGUGCAUGUUCAACAAGUCAAGUGGUAGAAAAAGUCUGUGAAAGUAAAGAGGUCAGUCAGUGUGGAGAAAACUUCAGCCAUAUUUCAAAUCUCAGUCUGAACAAGAAAACCACUGGAGUGAAACCACGUGAAUGCCGUGUGUGUGGAAAAGUCUUCAUUCAUCAUUCAUCCCUUAAUAGGCAUAUCCGAUGUCAUCCUGGACAUGAAUUUCAGAAAUAUGGAGAGAAGACUUUUAAGUGUAAAGAAUGUGGUAAUGCCUUCAGUUAUGUCCAGUAUUUUGAAAAACAUGAAAGAAAUCAGAAUGGGGAGAAAACAUAUAAACAUAAGAGAUGUGGGAAAGCCUUUAGUUGUUCAUGUUCACUUCGGUUACAUAAAAUAACUCUGACUGGAGAGAAACCCUAUGAGUGUAAACAACGUGGUAAAUCCUACACACCUUACAGUUUCUUACAGAGACACAACAGUAUUCAUACAGGAGAGAAACCCUAUGCAUGUAAAAUAUGUGCCAAAACCUUCCAUGGUUUUAGUCAUGUUCAAGCACAUGAAAGAACUCACACUGCAGAGAAACCCUAUGAGUGUAAACAAUGUGGUAAAGCCCACAGAGACACCAGUUCCUUAAAAAUACAUGAAAGAAUUCACACUGGAGAGAAACCCUAUGAAUGUAAACAAUGCGGUAAAGCCUACAGAGAUCCCAGCUCCUUAAAAACCCAUGAAAGAAUUCACACUGGAGAGAAACCCUAUGAAUGUAAAAUAUGUAGCAAAGCAUUCACUUAUCCCAGUUCUCUUCAAAAACAUAAAAGAACACAUACUGGGGAGAAACCAUACACAUGUAAAAUUUGUGGUAAAGCCUUCAGUUCUUCCAGUCAAGUUCAAGUACAUGGAAGAACUCACACUGGAGAGAAACCCUAUGAAUGUAAACAAUGUGGUAAAGCCUUCAGUUAUUCCAGUUAUGUUCAAAUACACGAAAGAACUCACACUGGAGAAAAACCCUAUGAAUGUAAAAUAUGUAGCAAAGCAUUCACUUACCCCACUUCUCUUCAAAAACAUAAAAGAACACAUACUGGAGAGAAACCCUAUGAAUGUAAACAAUGUAAUAAAUUUUUCAAAUUUUACAGUUCCUUACACAUACACAAAAAAACUCACACAGGAGAGAAACCCUGUGAAUGUCAGCAAUGCGGGAAAGCCUUCAGAGAUCACAGUUAUCUUCAAAAACAUGAAAGAACUCACACUGGAGAGAAACCCUAUGGGUGUAAACAGUGCGGGAAAGCCUUCAGAGAUCACAGUUCUCUUCAAAAACAUGGAAGAACACAUACUAGAGAGAAACCCUAUGACUGUAAGGAACAUGGUGAAGCUUUCAGUUUUCAUAAGGAUUUCCAAAUACAUAAAUGAACUCACGCUGCAGAUACACUAUGAAUGUUGAACACAUGGUAGAGUGUUCACAUAUCCCAGUGACUUCGAAAUACAUGAAGAACUCACACUGCAGAGAAUCCCCAUGAUUUAGCCAUGAAGGUAAAGUCUAUGGAGGUCACCGUUCCUUAAAAGCGUAGAGGAAUUCAUGUGGAGAAAAACCCUAGAAAUGUAAGGAGCCUGGAAAAGCCUGCGGUUAUAACUACCUUUCAGAGAGGACUCAGGCUAGAGAAAAACCCUGUGACUAUAAGUGAUUUGGAAGAGCCUUCAGAUACUAACAAAUUUGCAUACCCAUGAAAGAAA
Messenger RNA from Pteronotus mesoamericanus, 1713 nucleotides. RefSeq names its product zinc finger protein 709-like. Lineage: Eukaryota; Metazoa; Chordata; Mammalia; Chiroptera; Mormoopidae. The transcript has 2 exons. The record is from RefSeq and is a predicted model, not a curated record. Bases 1 to 1392 code for a protein of 463 amino acids.